Molecule: messenger RNA, 201 nt
Organism: Linum trigynum
Lineage: Eukaryota; Viridiplantae; Streptophyta; Magnoliopsida; Malpighiales; Linaceae
Source: the annotation of a GenBank genome assembly
AUGGCGCAGUCGAGGCUUCCACCGCCGGCGGCCAUCAAAGGACGUCAGGAGGGCGUGGUGGAGGAUGUGACGAAGGAGGAGGACCUUCGCACUCUCCUGAAGAAGGUGUUGAUCACCCAUACUCGGGAUCAGGAAGCUCGCCAGGCCGAAUCCCAUGAGAUUUGGCAGGCUAUAGGCGAACUGAGAGAGUUCCUGACGUAG